Messenger RNA from Symbiodinium pilosum, 1123 nucleotides. The record is from the annotation of a GenBank genome assembly. Lineage: Eukaryota; Dinophyceae; Suessiales; Symbiodiniaceae.
GUCAAGCGCACAGCCCAUGAUGACAAGCUCCAUAUACCAACGUCCUCGGAGAUCAUGUGGGAAGGACUGCUGGAUGCAUUGUGCUUUAUUUUUGGAUGCGUUCUGUGGCUACUGGCUUGCUCACAGUUCCUGCACAAGUAUGGAUCUGAGAGCCGAGAAGUCGAUACUAUCAUCCUGUGCUUUCCAGUCAUCUUCGGUCCGGGAAAGUGCAUGCUGGAGUUGGAGGACGCGGGCGAGAACUUGACGGUCAGUAUUUUCACUUUGAAUCUCACCUCUACGGUGCUUUGCAUCAAGCACCGCAGCGACACUCCGCAGCUAUCUUCGCUUGAGCCCACCAUUGGUGAGUUGGUUCCCUCAGUUUCUCCAGAGCUUCGGGAGCACACUCUCUACGUUGAUAUCAUGCGGCGCGCGCUCUCCAUUGAGGCAAGCAUGGAUGAUAAACAGACCACAUUUUUGGACGUGUCUAUUACGGGAGAUCCUGAUCCACCGCAGGAAUCCAAAUUUGAAACUGGGAAUAUGCGUUCCACCAAAGUCCGACUUCACCGUGCUCAUUCUGCCUAUCCCACCAGGGUUGCCAUCAGCGCCAAAACGCCGAUACAGGAGGAGCAAUAUCGAUUGCAGGUUGUGCAGGUCACAACGAUCCUUCGCACCUUGCUACUCACAGGCGUUACAUCCACCGGCCUACAGUACCACCGGUGCAUCUUGGGGAAUUGGUUAGACCAUGGUGAGAUUGCGCUUCCCGUGGAUCUUCGCCGCCUUCAGAUUGAGAUUGCCUUUUCAAACAUCCCCUAUGGCAUUCCUUUCAAUUCGCCGCUUACAGACCGUUUUUCGACGGUCUACCUCCCCAUGAAGCAGGGAAAAUGCCAGCAAUACUGCACUCAGCAGAGGGGCUGCUUUGAAUCCAGGAUCACCAGCACAAACGGAUGCUUCUUCAUUUUCGGGCCCACAUCCUUGACCUGUGAGCAGCUACACAAGGAAGACAAGCAGGCUGAAGAGUCGCCAUAUUCUUUCAAUCUCAUGGCAGAGUUGUGCUCUGGGAAUGGUGGCAGCUGCGUGUACCUGAAGAAGGGGUCACCUUAUCAUUUAGUGUCAGACAUGCUGGAUGCUUCGCUAUCCUAUGGGA